CAGUGGUACCGGCGGCCGCUGCGGGAGUCAGGCCCCACCCUGGACAUGCCGGUUCCCUCCAGCUUCAACGACAUCAGCCAGGACUGGCGUCUGCGGCAUUUUGUCGGCUGGGUGUGGUAUGAACGGGAGGUGAUCCUGCCGGAGCGAUGGACCCAGGACCUGAGCACAAGAGUGGUGCUGAGGAUUGGCAGUGCCCACGCCUAUGCCAUCGUGUGGGUGAAUGGGGUCAACACGCUAGAGCAUGAGGGGGGCUACCUGCCCUUUGAAGCCGACAUCAGCAACCUGGUCCAGGUGGGGCCCCUGUCCUCCCAGCUCCGCAUCACUAUCGCCAUCAACAACACACUCAGCCCCACCACCCUGCCACCAGGGACCAUCCAAUACCUGACCGACACCUCCAAGUAUCCCAAGGGUUACUUUGUCCAGAAUACAUACUUUGACUUCUUCAACUAUGCGGGACUGCAGCGGUCUGUGCUUCUGUACACGACACCCACCGCCUACAUCGAUGACAUCACCGUCACCACCGGCGUGGAGCACGACAGUGGGCUGGUGAAUUACCAGAUCUCUGUCAAGGGCAGUAACCUGUUCGAGUUGGAAGUGCGUCUUCUGGAUGCAGAAAACAAACUCGUGGCGAACGGGACAGGAACCCAGGGCCAACUGAAGGUGCCGGGUGCCAGGCUCUGGUGGCCAUACCUGAUGCACGAACGCCCCGCCUAUCUGUACUCGUUGGAGGUGCGACUGACUGCACAGAUGUCGCCGGGGCCUGUGUCUGACUUCUACACACUCCCUGUGGGGAUCCGCACUGUGGCUGUCACCGAAAGCCAGUUCCUCAUCAAUGGGAAACCUUUCUAUUUCCACGGUGUCAACAAGCAUGAGGAUGCGGACAUCCGAGGGAAGGGCUUCGACUGGCCGCUGCUGGUGAAGGACUUCAACCUGCUUCGCUGGCUUGGUGCCAAUGCCUUCCGCACCAGCCACUACCCCUAUGCCGAGGAAGUGCUGCAGAUGUGUGACCGCUAUGGGAUUGUGGUCAUCGAUGAGUGUCCUGGCGUGGGCCUGGCACUGCCGCAGUUCUUCAACAACGUAUCCCUGCAGAACCACAUGCGGGUGAUGGAGGAAGUGGUGCGCAGGGACAAGAACCACCCCGCCGUCGUGAUGUGGUCUGUGGCCAACGAGCCUGCGUCCCACCUAGAAUCUGCCGGCUACUACUUGAAGAUGGUGAUCGCUCACACCAAAGCCUUGGACCCUUCCCGGCCUGUGACCUUUGUAACCAACUCCAACUAUGCAGCAGACAAGGGGGCUCCGUAUGUAGACGUGAUCUGUUUGAACAGCUACUACUCUUGGUAUCACGACUAUGGGCACCUGGAGUUGAUUCAGCAGCAGCUUACCACCCAGUUUGAGAGCUGGUAUAAGACAUAUCAGAAGCCCAUUAUUCAGAGCGAGUAUGGAGCGGAAACGAUUGUUGGGUUUCACCAGGACCCGCCUCUGAUGUUCACUGAAGAGUACCAGAAGAGUCUGCUAGAGCAGUACCACGUGGUUCUGGAUCAAAAACGCAGAAAGUACGUGGUUGGAGAGCUCAUCUGGAAUUUUGCCGAUUUCAUGACUGAACAGUCCAAGGAGGAAGGAAAAACGGGACCUCAUUAUGGAUUUACUUUUGGGAAACACUCAUUAUUCCAUAGUAGGGUACAAAGCCUGAGAAGCUUAAGGUAUUUCAGGCUGUUGUACAUUACUCACUUGCAAAAGUGA
This is a messenger RNA of Mandrillus leucophaeus (drill), 1740 nucleotides long. It is a transcript of the gene GUSB, whose product is annotated as glucuronidase, beta. The transcript has 12 exons. The record is from RefSeq and is a predicted model, not a curated record. Gene Ontology annotation, biological process: glucuronoside catabolic process; carbohydrate metabolic process. Gene Ontology annotation, molecular function: beta-glucuronidase activity; carbohydrate binding; signaling receptor binding. The coding region runs from base 46 to 1740 and encodes 564 amino acids. NCBI's taxonomy places the organism in Eukaryota, Metazoa, Chordata, Mammalia, Primates, Cercopithecidae.